Molecule: messenger RNA, 4141 nt
Organism: Sinocyclocheilus rhinocerous
Lineage: Eukaryota; Metazoa; Chordata; Actinopteri; Cypriniformes; Cyprinidae
Product: ankyrin repeat and fibronectin type-III domain-containing protein 1-like
Exons: 24
Coding region: 83-4141 (1352 amino acids)
Biological process (GO): regulation of establishment of bipolar cell polarity; establishment of mitotic spindle orientation; signal transduction
Cellular component (GO): spindle
Molecular function (GO): protein binding
Source: RefSeq, a predicted model, not a curated record
CGUGGGGAUGUGAGUGAACGAAUAUGACACAGCCACUCGUGGAAUAACAGCAGAACGCGGAUGCACGCACGCGAGAGACAGAAUGGCAAGUUUCGGGAAACUUACGGAUUACUUUAACCGCCGGCGUUCCAGGGAUGAGCUCAUGGCUCGGAGGGACACCCGUCGCAGCGGCAGUUACUGCUGCACAGUAGCCGAGGCCAGGUCUUUGGAGCGACGGCUACAGAGGCCUUUGCUGGCCAAAUCCAGGACAUUACCCAGCAUCCCUCAGUCCCCCGCCGCCAUCCGCGUGCAGCAGUCGGAGAAAGUUUGUGAACGUCAACAGCGCCCACGUGUUCCUUCCAGCCCUGGUGGUCUUGAAGCAUGUACGCUGCCUCCUGCAGGCGAGAUGUGGCGGCUGGAAGAUGAAAACGAGGUCGAAGUCGCUCCGGGUGCCGUCGACCCGCGGCCGCGCUCUCAGUCGCCGUUCUCACAUUUCCGGCGGCGGGCGGCGUAUCUGAGGAAAAGCAUCUCGGCCGACGAUCACCUGGGAGAGUCGGAGUUCGAACCCGCCCAGCCGGAGAGGAGGAGCUUCGCCGAUCCAAAAGUCAAACUGAAGAGGAAGUUUAGUCUGGGCUCCAUCGACAGGAAGGGAACACAGCAGAGAAGGACUGAGUCUGAGAUUGUGAAGUUCACCCAGAGACUCUCUUUGAAGGACAAACACUGCAAGGAGGACAGGAGUCAGUUGUCCAGACCUCCGGCCUACAGGAGGCGCUCUCUCAGUGUGGACUGGGCAGAAUCCAAAAUGACUCAACAGAUUCCAGACCCCCAUCCUCUGAUUCCACGCAAAUACGCCAGCACGUCAUGUUCGUCUCCGCCGAACGCCGCGCGACGUCUCUACAGAAACCUGUCUGGAAAGUUCCGCACGGCGAACCUUGUUCUGGAUGAUACGGCUCUCCCGGGCCAGUCGGACAAGGACCAUUCGCACAAAACCACCAUGUUCCAGGGAAACGAAGCUCUGUUUGAAGCUGUGGAGCAUCAGGAACUGGACGUCGUGGAGUCUCUGUUGAACACCUUCAGUCUGGAGGAGCUGGACUUAAACACCCCCAACAGUGAAGGACUGCUGCCGCUCGACAUCGCUAUCAUGACCAACAACGUCCCCAUGGCCAAACUUCUGCUGAGAGCCGGGGCCAAAGAGAGUCCCCACUUUCUAAGUCUUGAAGGCAGAGCCGCUCACCUGGCCUCCCUGGUGCAAGAGGCGGAGCAUCGCAUAGCAGAGCUAGUUGCCCAGGUGACGGGGGAGGAGCCUGGGGAGGGGGAGGGGUCAAACAGAGAGAGACAUCUGAAAACCUGGGAAUGGAAGCUCCGCCUCUACAUGCGCAUGCAGACUGGAUACACACACGCCAGUCCUCCUGAGCCUCCCAGUGUCGUUCAUCUGUCCGUCAGCAAUAGCACCAGUCUCAGAGUUUACUUCCAAGAGCCUCUUUGUCACAAUUCUGCUGUUAUUACCAAAUACCGCGUGAGCUGGAGCAGCGUUCCUUCAUUUACUCCAUUACUGGGUGAGACGGUCAUUGAAGACGUGACUCAGCUCCAGUAUGACAUCACUGGACUUCCAGCGGGCACAUGCUGCUAUGUCCAAGUAUCAGCAUAUAAUAUGAAGGGAUGGAGUUCACCUCAGAUAGCUGAACCUGCUUGUGCUACACCUUCAAGCUGGAGGGAGGUGGACGGUCUUCCCCCCCGCCAGCAGGGUCUGAAAGAGGCGUUGGAGCAGCUCCUGGUGCAAAUUAAAGGGGCACACCGUCACUGCGCCUGCCACGAACAAUGCAAAGCCUCGUCAAACACCAGGAAACACUCUGUGUCUAAAAGUCUGAGGCAUCUCUUCCAGGCCACCAGCAAAUUUGUCAAAAAUCUGAAAAGAGGCCUUUAUCUGGCCUGUAUAUUUUAUAAAGAUGAAAACGUUCUGGUGACUCCAGAGGAUCAGCUGCCCGUCGUUGAGGUGGACGACUCGUACAGCUGUCACGCGCAGGAUUUACUCUGGUUUACAAAGGUGUCACAUCUGUGGGAGGAGCUCACCUGGAUGCAGCAGUGCAUCAGUCCUGCACACGCCUCCAGUUCCUGCACGCUUCAGACGCGCCUCAAGCUGCUGCAGGCAGCUGCACAGCUACAGGCUCUCCUUGGCACGGUGGAUCUCGGGCAGGUGUAUUUUGAACCCAUCAAGGAUAAGCAUGGUAACGUAGUGUUGGUGCUGAUGAAGGACACGAGCGCAUGCGCACCUCUGGAAGGCGUACACUGGAUUCCCAUCAGUAAAUUCCAGCUGCAGCGCAGGUCUUUCUCUUCCUCAUCAGACGAGCCCAGCGCACUGGAGACGCUUCUCACCACACUGCAUGAGAAGCUGGCGUAUCACCGGCGCAGCAGGAAGUGUCUGUCUCCAGGCCUGUAUCUGGGAUAUCUGAAGCUCUACACCUCAGUGGACCAGAUCAGGAUGCUGGUGUCACACAAACACCCAAACGUGCUGUGCCACGUCAAAAUACGAGACAAUGGCCACGUCUCCAGGGAAGAAUGGCAGUGGCUUCAGUCGCUGAGUUCGCUGGAGGACAGCGCGAAGGUGUGUGACGAUGUCCAGAGCGCUCCACAUCGCCUCCUACUGGACUUACGGACCGCUGCUAAAGAUUUACUCGCCUGCAUCAACAUUCCCAACCGCCAGGCACAGGAUUUCCGUGUGUAUGUGAAGGAGGUGGUUGAGUUGGGAGGGGGCGUGUCCUUCCUGUUGCUCCUCCCACCGUGUGAGGAGGUGUGUUCACCGCCCGGACAGAACCAUCUCUGCUCGCCGCGCUCGGGAUUCUUCACCCUGCCGCUGCAGAUCUUUGAGUUAGUUCAUUUCGAGGCCUACUGCCCCAGUUUCAUCGGCCUGUACUGCCGCGUGUCGGCCCUGCUGGCUCUGGAGUCCCUGAUGUCCCAGCAGACUUUGCGCGAGGCGUUCUCUGAGUCCGAGCACUUCGCUGCCAAGCAGAAACAUCAGCAGGUUGAGGAGUAUUUGCAGCAUCUGGAGGAGCUGUGGCGUGAUGCACGGUGGAUGGUGGUCCUCCAGUCGGCCCGGUAUAAGCAUCAGAGCUCUGGAGUGAGUCUGGACUGGAUUAUAGACUUCUCCAAAGAGAGUAUUCCAGAAAAACCAGCUUCCACUUCCUCUCAGGGGGACUACCUGCCCUCACCGACCCCGUCACCAGAGAGCACACGCAAACACAACGAUUCCCACGGUCUGUCGGAUGAGGAUAACUCAUCGGAGGUGUUCCUCACCACUGAUAGCGAGUACAGCUCCAGUGUGGCCCAGAGCACCAGAGAACUGGACCUGCUUCCACCGUCUCCUACCAGCUUCAGAUCCUUAACGUCCACACACCCUUCCUCUUCCUCGCAGUCCUCGCCUUGCUCCUCUCAGCCGGACGUGCUGCAGACUGGAGGAGGGAUGAGUAGACGUGAGCACAUGAGUGCGUUCGAUAGUGACUUCAUCCUCCCGAGCCGUCAGAUCGAGCUGCUGCGGGUCACGGAGAAGAGAACGGCGCUGUGCAUCCGCACCAGCAGUCUGGAGUACCCGCCUCCUGUCUCCAUGCCAACCACACCCACCAGUUCCUCCAAUCAGAAGCACUGGGCACGCCCCUCCUCCUUCGACCUGUGCUUCCCCGAGCCCCGCCCCGUUCCUGUGCGCACCCUAUCAGAGGACAGCGGCGUCCAGCGACUCUCCGCCCACUCUGCCGGUUCCCCUCACCAGCUGUGCCACAGCACACUGAGAGUUUACCCACAAUACCGCACCGGGUUACCCAAAGACACCAGUGUCAAAUUACGCGUGACUCCAGAGACGUCGGCCAAAGAGAUGGUUCGUCUGGUGGUCCAGGAGAUCAACGCCGUGUGCCAUCACCUGCAGAAAGCCACGCAGCAGUGCACCUGUGCCCCGGAUCAGUGCAGAUACCCGUCCUGUGCAUCUGAGGUGUGUGUGUAUGACAGCGAGCAGCUCGAGCACUUCGGCCUGGUUCUGCUGGUGGAGGGGGGAGAGAAAUGGCUACAGGACGAUUUCUGCCCACUCACGCUACAAAACCCAUGGACACGCGGCAAACUCUGUUUUAAAUAUAACCAGAAGAUGAAUGGAAAAAUGCUCUUUGCUAAAUUUGCAUGA